AUGUGGUGGAGCCUGCUGAUCGCAGCUGCAACUGCCGCUGAUUUGAGGAGCUUUGGGAUCUUCGAGCGCGCGGAGGUCUCGGACCUGCACGAGCACGGCCUGCUGCCGGAGAGCCACGUGGCCAACCUCCGGCUCCGAUCCGUCUUCCAUGUACAUCGCAACAGCGGCCGCUCGGGUGCUGAUGGUCGCGGAAAAGAGAGGAGCAGAUGGAGGCUGAGCAGGACUCAAGUCCCAGAUGACUUCCACAGUCGUCAACUGGAUGACUCCGUCAGCAACGCACACCGCGGCAGACUCCUCAGCUACAAGUCCUGGUCCCUGACCAAGGCCUCCCAGACCGCCUUCGCCUUCCGCACGCCCAGGGACAAGGUGCUGUCCAUCGCCGCGCUGCUGGCGGCCACAGUGCCACUGGCGGCCUACAACGUCACAUGGCACUAUGAGCAGUGGAAGGGAAUGUACGACAACGGCACCAGCUUGUACCUGCAGUGGUGCGACAACACCACCACCUCCAACUGCUACACGCUGUCGAAUGACACCAAAGGUGAGAAACUGGUGGAAUUGGACAAGGCGGUUCUGACUGCGAGUCGGACAGCGAUCAAAGCAACCGCGGGCACUGCCUACAAGUCGGACAACUUCCUGGGGGCGCGGCAGUCCGGCUGUGCUCAAACCGGCACCACGGGCGAGCGCUGCUUCGGAGACGAAGGCGUCGCCAUGUCCGUGUACGAGGAUGAUGCCUCCCUGAUCCUUGUCUUCCAGGCGGGGCUGGGGGACUCGGACCUGCAGAACUUGCUGUGGCAGAACAAGGCCUGGAUCGUGGAGUCCUUUGAGGAUUCCAUGAUCGAGCAGUGGACGCUGAAGGCUCAGCAGCCGGCCACCGCGGAGAUGAGCUUCAGGAAGGCGGAGCAAACCUACGAGUUCCCGAUAAGGUGCGGAUUCCUGAACCAGACCUACUCCCCCUUCGUAAACAAGGAAGCCGUGUCGGCCGCCUCGGGCGUGGGCAUGACGGAACUGGAAUCCGCGGGCAUGUGGCCCCUCAUCAAGCUGAUCACGCGCACAGUCCUGGCCGAAGGGGCGCAGACCACCAAGACGGUGUACUUGGCCGGCACGGGGCUGGGAGGCGCCCAGGCGGCGCUGGUGAGCAUGUGGCUGAAGAAGAACGAGGACAAGGCCUACGACACGUACCUGAUCGCGGCCCCAGGCUUCCAGUGCAUCGCAAGGUCUUACCUGCAGGACCUGACGCCCUCGGCGGAGCACACCCAGCUCAAAGUCUACACCCACGUCAUGGACGCGCUUGCAGGCUCUGUCGACCGGUAUAGUGGCACUGUGUGCUACUUCGGCUUACGGAACUUUACAUCUGCAGAGCCCUUCUUCGCACCUUGGCGCGGCAUCGAGUGCAACGGCUGCCAAUGGAGGGUCCUCUACGCAUGA
Molecule: messenger RNA, 1425 nt
Organism: Effrenium voratum
Lineage: Eukaryota; Dinophyceae; Suessiales; Symbiodiniaceae
Source: the annotation of a GenBank genome assembly